Molecule: messenger RNA, 1172 nt
Organism: Clupea harengus (Atlantic herring)
Lineage: Eukaryota; Metazoa; Chordata; Actinopteri; Clupeiformes; Clupeidae
Product: zona pellucida sperm-binding protein 3
Biological process (GO): positive regulation of acrosome reaction; binding of sperm to zona pellucida; egg coat formation
Cellular component (GO): extracellular matrix
Molecular function (GO): acrosin binding
Source: RefSeq, a predicted model, not a curated record
UAGCUGACAAAAGCCAAGCAGUGUUAACACUGUCAGUCAGGCCAGAAGAUGUUCUUUCUACAGGGAGGUCUCAUCUUGAUCCUUAUUGCAGCUUAUGUGGCUCAGGAGGCAUUUUUUCAUAAAUCCUGCAAAACUGAUGCGGUCACAAUAAAAUGGCCCCUAAAACUGACACAAGAGCAAAUACAAAACCCAUACACUGUUCUCCUGGGUAACUGUGUCCCCUCAAGUGUGACUGUGGAUGAGGUGAUCUUCCAUGUAGCUUUUAACGACUGUCUCUUCCAGAGAACGGUGUCUGGAAAUAAGAUCAUCUUCAUGAAUUUGCUAACCUACAGACCAGGCCUAGCUGUUCCAGCUCAAUCUUACAUUGUGGAUUGUGAUUUUGACAGGCCGGUACUGUUGACUUCCCCGUCAGUUCAGCCUGGCAUACAUGACGAGAAACCGAUCUUCAUAAUGGAGCUAAUGAAAGGUGACUUCAGUGGUCCAGCUCAAUCCGCUACUUUCACUGUGGGCUCCAAUAUCCCCUUCAGGGCCUCUGUGGCUGAGCAGACAGGUGUACCACAGCAGAUCUUCCUGGAUGAGUGUAUUAUGACCACGUCCCCAGACCCAAACGUAGCCAAUGACACGUACACUGUAGUCACUGACGAAGGGUGUCUUCUAGAAAGCAAGUAUGGAAACUCAACAUUUUUGCCCAGAGAGAAACCUUCUGAAAUCCGUCUUUCUCUAACUGCCUUCGGUUUUGUUGAUGCAGACGAGGUCUACCUCCACUGUAGGCUGGUUUCAUGGGAGGCCCACAGGCUUGACGUUAACAAGAAGGCCUGUUCUUACAGGAAGGAAAAUCAGAGAUGGGAGCUGCUUGAUGAUGCUUCCCAAAAUUAUCUCUGCAGUUGCUGUAACUCCAUAUGCAAAAAAAGCAGUGGAGGCUUGUGGCAGGAUGUCGUUGUUGGUCCCAUAAGAAUCCUCAAGGAGUCUCAAGAAUCAAAUAAAGAUCCACUUAGGAAAAGUGCAAAAGGUUUAGGUAAAGGUACAUUCUGGCUCCUCACCGUGGUUGUGCCCUUGGUGUUAUUAAUUGCAACGGGAGCUCUGGCACUAAGCUAUUAUCUCUGUGUAUGGAGGGGUGGAAGACUUGGGUACCGUCCCAGCAGGGACCUAUUAAAUAAAUAUUAACUAAGGAA